Leptopilina boulardi is the source of this 3493-nucleotide messenger RNA. Its product is annotated as glycerophosphocholine phosphodiesterase GPCPD1-like. The transcript is spliced from 15 exons. The record is from RefSeq and is a predicted model, not a curated record. Gene Ontology annotation, biological process: glycerophospholipid catabolic process. The coding region runs from base 382 to 2739 and encodes 785 amino acids. Gene Ontology annotation, molecular function: glycerophosphocholine phosphodiesterase activity; starch binding. Lineage: Eukaryota; Metazoa; Arthropoda; Insecta; Hymenoptera; Figitidae.
CAAUUUGUUUAGUCACUGUUCGAUUCUUCGAAACACAACACGCGAAGAAUUUUAUCAUUUAAACAUUUUUUUUUCGUUUUUCUAUAUGUGUUUGAAAGAAACAGCUGGGCUCCAUAAUAGUAGCCGAAAAUUUUUUGCUGUCAAUUUAUGUUAAUAUUAAAAUUUGAUAAUGCAAAAUUUCGUAAAUUUUUUCCUACAAAAUCAAAUUUUUGUUAAAUAACACACAAAAUAUAACAUAUAUAGUGUAAGGCACAAUAUUUUCUUGCCUAAAAAAAAAAAAAAUUUCUAAUAGUGACAGUGUUUUUCAUCACAACGCAACAACUAAAAAAUCCUGAUAAAAUCAUUUUUGAAGUUCAAAAAAAAAAAAAAAAAUCAACAACAAUGAGAGGUUCGAAAAGAGACUGGAUGUUUAGAGUCAAGGUGAAUGGUUUGGCAAAAAACGAAAAUGUUUACGUAGUGGGUAAUGUACCCGAAUUAGGAACUUGGAAUCACAUUGAAGCUGUUCAGCUUCAAUCAGAAAAAAAUAGUAAUUCAAAUUCGCCAGUUUUAUUCGAUAAUAAUGAUGGGGGAUCAGGAGAUGUAUUUGAUGAUCAAAAUGCCUCGCGAGAAAAUUUAGUUAACGAACCUGAUGAAGGACAAAUAUUUUCACAAAACAUUGAAUUGCCAACCGAUGUUAAUGUGGAAUUUCGUUAUUUUAUUGCCGUUGUUUGCCAAUUAAAUGAAAUUAAAAAUCCAACACAGACGCUUAUUAUUCGAAAAUGGGAAACACAUAUGACGCCUAGACUCAUUAAAAAAGACAAAGUUAGCAACAUAGAAGAAAAUUCCUUGCCAGAGCCAGAACAAUUUGGCUACAAUAAUGGAUAUUUUAAAAUUGAAAACGGUUGGCUUACCGAAGAAACUGUAAUACAAUUUAAAAUAUUUAAUAAUCCAAUUAAACUUUGGAAAAAUCGUUUGCAAAAUAGAAAAGUUCACAUCAAAAUGACACCUGUUAAUUUGGUGAGACAUAAUUCUAUCGAGAUGCCACAAUUGGGUGGUGAUUGUGUGGACGACAGUCUUUCCAUGGAUACACAAGAUAUUGUGGAUCAUCCUGCUUUCAGUAUUACGGAAAUUGCUGUGAUGAAUGAUGAAGAAGCUCACUUCAAGUAUCAAGCACAGUUUGGUCGCGAGUACAAUGAAGACGAUUUUGUAAUAUUCAAUGUGGCUGUUCGUUAUCCCGAGACUAUUGCAUAUUUAGUGGAUUACUAUGUGUAUAGUUCAAGAUCUACUCCUGAUGAGCCACCAAAUCACAUUGGCUUCAGCUACAUUUUGCCAUCAACUUUACAAUCUAGCGUUGGAAUUAUUACUGUACCGAUAACUAGUACAAAACACAGACCAAUUGGACAACUAACUGUGGAAUAUGUAAGAAUAAGGCCAAUUGCAGAUCAAACUUGGGACAUGAGUAUUUCCUAUGCUAAACAUUGGGAAGAAAGAUGGUCUGGUUUAGAUGUUGGUCACAGGGGUUUAGGAACAUCAUUUAAAUUUGAAAUGAAGAAUUGCGCAAACGUACGUGAAAAUACAAUUGCAUCUUUAAAAACUGCUGCCUAUCAUGGUGCCGAUAUGGUGGAAUUUGAUGUACAAUUAUCUAAGGAUUUUAUUCCUGUUAUCUAUCAUGAUUUUCAUGUAUCAAUUUCAUUAAAACGAAAAAAACAAAUAGAGGCAAUGGAUAUGUUGGAAAUACCCGUCAAGGAUCUCACAUUGGAACAAUUACAUCUUCUUAAAGAUUUUUGUUAUCCUGGUGAUUCAUUGGGUAAAGUGCUACAUUACAUAGAUAAAGAUGAACAGAAUAAUAAUCAAAUGGUUUAUCACUUGGCGGAAGCUCGAGAAAAAACUGCUAAAUUUUUCGAUGAAGAUCUUGAAGAUCAUCAACCAUUUCCAACGCUUAAAUCUGUACUUCAAGUACUUGAACAACACGUUGGUUGUAAUAUUGAAAUAAAAUGGACAAUGCAAUUGAAGGAUGGUACUUUUGAAUUGAAUCAUCCAUUUGAUUUGAAUGAAUAUUUGGAUAUAAUUCUUAAAGUAGUCCUUGAAUAUGGUUGCGAUAGAAAAAUUGUCUUUUCAGCAUUUAAUCCUGAUAUUUGUGCAAUGAUAAGACUCAAACAAAAUAAAUAUCCCGUUGUUUUUUUAACGCAAGGUGUAACUGCUAAAUAUCCAAUGUAUCAUGAUACAAGAUGUCAAUCAAUACCAAUGGCUAUGAGACAUGCAUUAGCAGCUGAUAUAUUAGGAAUUAAUGUACAUACAGAAGAUAUUUUACGCGAUCCUACUCAAGUAAAAUUAGUUAGAGACGCUGGUCUUAUUAUUUUCUGUUGGGGUGAGGAUAACAAUGAUAAAGUCACUAUUCAACAUUUGAAAACACUUGGUCUACACGGCGUCAUUUACGAUAAAAUUGACGAAUAUAAUGCGAAGGAAGUGAAAGAAAGUAUAUUUUUAGUUGACGCUAGAGAAAGUCAAAAAGCAUUAAUUGCUUUAGCAAGUUGUACCCAAACUUGCGGACCACCACAAUCUACAAUGCCCGGAUCAAUUAAUUCUGAAAAUAAACAAGAGCAAGACAAGGAGAUUGGAGAUUUGGCAAAAAAUUUAAGCGUUUGUGCAAAAACUUUUGGUCAAACGAUAAAAACGAAAAGUACAGAAAUUGUCGGCAAACAAACAAGUGGUAUUGGUGAAAUUUAUACAGAUGAUGAUACAGCUAAAGAUUGUCUUUGAUGUUUAACGUUUCAAAAUUUGUUAUUUUAGUACAAGGUAUUUUUUUCUUUUUUUUUAAUUAAAAAAUAAGUUGAGGAUUCAAUGGAGACAAAAUGAAUCAAUAACUAGUUUUACAAUAUUUUUUUUUCCGAAAUAAUUAAAUUAUCAUAAAUGAUUAAAAGUGCGAUUAAAUUUUGAAAAUUGUUUUGUACAAACUUUUGUUUUAAUAAGAAAAAAACAAUUUAUAUUUUCCAUUUAAAAAAACACAAGUUGUAAAUAUUUUGUUUUCAUUGAUAAAGAAACUUUUUAGCAAAUAAUUAUUAGAUUGAAAUUACGGUGAAGGAUUCUAUAUUUUUAAGAUAAUUAAUAUUCUGAUUUAAAAUUUUUAAAAAUAAUUUUUAAAUCAAAAGUAGAAAGUCUAGUUUUUUGUUAUAAUUUACAAUACAAUAAAUUAUAAAUUAAAACAAUUACAACUUUGUCUUCUAAAAAAAUAAACUACUUUUGAUAAUAAGAAUUAAAAAAAACUUAAAUUUCGUUUAAAUGCAUUUUAAGACACUUUUUUUUAAUAUCUCAAUUGUAAUUAUUGUUAACACAAAAAAAUUUUUUAAUCUGUCCAAUGUAAAAUAACUGCAACUAAUCAUAUGCUUUAAUCUCUUUAGAAUAAAUUUUACUAAAGAGUAUAAAAUUGUUAGUUCAUUGAAAAAAAGACGAUUGUAUCAAUCGUUUAAAAGUAAGGUGAUUUCUUGUAUGUAUUUUAGCACCGACAAAAUUUUUU